Molecule: messenger RNA, 3454 nt
Organism: Dama dama (fallow deer)
Lineage: Eukaryota; Metazoa; Chordata; Mammalia; Artiodactyla; Cervidae
Gene: ZC3H11A
Product: zinc finger CCCH-type containing 11A
Exons: 17
Coding region: 269-2719 (816 amino acids)
Molecular function (GO): metal ion binding
Source: RefSeq, a predicted model, not a curated record
GAUUUCUGCUGGUGUUGCUGCUGAGAAGACGGCGGGCGGCAGCGGCUAAGAAAGAAGAAAGACGUGGCAGCAAGCGGGAGUCGGGGAUAGUGUCGACGGUUCGGUAAAGUUUCUGUUCUCUGGAUUAACAUUUAAAAGACGAUUUCUGUGAUUGACUUGUCUUUUGGAAGAUUAAACCCAUAUCAAGAGGACUUGGAGCUGGUCCUCGCCUAGAGGAAGCAGUGGCUUAUUUUCAAAAAGCCACUUCUCAUCUAAGGAUCUACUCAGCAUGCCUAAUCAAGGAGAAGACUGCUAUUUUUUUUUCUAUUCUACUUGUACUAAAGGUGACAGCUGCCCGUUCCGCCACUGUGAGGCUGCCCUGGGAAAUGAGACUGUUUGCACACUAUGGCAAGAAGGGCGCUGUUUCCGACAAGUGUGCAGGUUUCGGCACAUGGAGAUCGACAAAAAACGCAGUGAGAUUCCUUGUUAUUGGGAAAAUCAGCCAAUGGGAUGUCAGAAACUAAACUGUGCUUUCCAUCACAACAGAGGACGUUAUGUUGAUGGCCUUUUCCUACCUCCAAGCAAAACUGUGUUGCCCACUGUGCCUGAGUCACCAGAAGAGGAAGUGAAAGCUAGCCAGCUCACAGUUCAGCAGAGCAAAUUAUCUGUUCAGUCUAAUCCCUCUCCUCAGCUGCGAAGUGUUAUGAAAGUAGAAAGUUCAGAAAACGUCCCCAGCCCUACACACCCACCAGUGGUGAUCAAUGCUGCAGACGAUGACGAAGACGAUGACGAUCAGUUUUCUGAGGAAGGUGAUGAAACCAAAACACCUACCCUGCAACCAACUCUCGAAGUUCAUAAUGGAUUACGAAUGACUUCUACCCGGAAACCUGGGGUCAAUUUAAAACAAGGUGAAAGUUUGAAUUUUGGAAUAAAAACUCUUGAAGAAAUUAAAUCAAAGAAAAUGAAGGAAAAAUCAAAGAAGCAAGGUGAAGGUUCUUCCGGAGUUUCUAGUCUUUUACUCCAGUCACAGCCCAUGCCAGGUCCUGAAAAAGAGAAUGUCCGGACUGUGGUGAGGACAGUAACUCUGUCCAACAAGCAAGGGGAUGAACCUCUGGUAAGAUUGAGUCUAACCGAGAGACUGGGGAAACGAAAAUUUUCAGUCGGUGGUGACAAUGAUCCCCCAUUAAAGCGUAGCCUUGCACAAAGGCUGGGGAGGAAAAUCGAAGCUCCAGAGACGAACACUGAUAAAGCACCAAAGAAAGUCCAAGUUUCCAAGUCUCUGAAGGAGCGAUUAGGCAUGUCGACUGGUCCAAACAGUGAGGAAGCAGCAGAGAAAGUUACUAAAGUUGGUGAGAUCCAUGUGAAGACAUUAGAAGAAAUUCUUCUUGAAAGAGCCAAUCAGAAACGUGGAGAAUUGCAAACUAAACUCAAGACAGAAGGACCUUCAAAAGUUGAUGAUUCUACAUCAGGAGCAAGAACCUCCUCCACCAUCCGAAUCAAAACGUUCUCCGAGGUCUUGGCUGAAAAGAAGCACCGGCAGCAGGAAGCAGAGAGACAAAAGGGCAAAAAGGACAUGAGCUGUGUCAAGCUAAAGACUGACAAUGAAAUUAAAAAAACAGUGAUUUUGCCACCCACUGUAGCCAGCAGAGGACAGUCAGAGGAACCUGCAGGUAGAGCAAAGUCUAUGCAGGAAGUGCAUAUCAAGACGCUGGAAGAAAUUAAACUGGAGAAGGCUCUCCGGGUGCAGCAGAGCUCUGAGAGCAGCACCAGCUCCCAGCCUCAGCCUGAGACCACGCCAGCGGCAAAACGGCUUCUCCGGAUCACUAAGAAAACAGGUAUAAAAGAAGAGAAGAAACUUCAAGAAGAAAGUGAUGUUGCUUCUCAGAGCAGUGUUUCUAGAGCAGAAGCUAAAAAGGCUUCAGAUGAGACCACAACAGUUGGCAUGACUAAAAUUCAAGUCAAGAGAUGUAAGACAAUGAGAGAAAAGUAUGUGCCGAAACUGCCAGAGAAGGGAGCCUCACAGAAGGAAAAAUCAAUUUUGACACCCCUUCGGGGAGAUUUACUCUCUUACAGUACCGAGUUAGCAGAGAAACCCGUGCUCACCACCGUGCUAGGCAUCACACGGCACCUGACUAAACGGCUUCCUUCAAAGUCAUCCCAGAAGGCAAAGGUGGAAACCUCAGGGAUUGGGGACUCGGUAUUGAAUGUGAAGUGUGCAACACAGCCCUUGGAAAAGCGAAGUAAAGCUAAACCUAAAGUGAAUGUGAAGCCAUCUGUGGUUAAAGUUGUCUCAUCACCCAAAUUGGCCCCAAAACGUAAGGCGAUGGAGGCCCACCCUGCUGUCAUCGCAGCUGUGAAGCCACUCAAUUCCAGCAGUGUCCUGCAGGAAAGCCCAGCCAAAAAAGCAGCUGUGGCUAUUGUCCCACUUCUCUCUGAGGACAAAUCAGUCAUUGUGCCUGAGACAGAAAAACCUAGAGACAGUUUUCUACUGCCUCCAGCCCAGUCCUCUUCAGAGCCUCCCACCCCGGAAGUAUCUGGCCCUUCCUCGUCCCAAAUGGCCACAAAAACGCGCCGACUCAGCUCUGCCUCAACAGGAAAGCCCCCACUUUCUAUGGAGGAUGAUUUUGAGAAACUAAUAUGGGAGAUUUCAGGAGGCAAAUUAGAAGCUGAGAUUGACCUGGAUCCUGGGAAGGAUGAAGAUGACCUUCUGCUUGAGCUAUCAGAAAUGAUUGAUAGCUGAAGGUGGUAGUAGAACAUUUAAAGCAAAACAGACAAACAAAAAAACUCACCAAAAAACUGGACUUAGUUUCAUCUAUUAUAACAUUUAUCCAAAAUGAUGAUUUCUUUAGUCUAGAAUUUGCCCCAAAUCAGAAGUGUACCUCUGAAUUAUCCACGUGUGUCCUGGAUUCCUUGGGGUCAGAUUUUUAAAUCCCUUGGUAAUCAUUUUGUCCAUUUGAUGCCAUUGUUUAGCAUCUUCGAGAAAAAAGUUCUGUCUUACCCCUCUCCACAAAAAGGCUGAGCGGGAGACCUAAGUGAAAGGGUGCAAGAAAACUUAGUGACUCCUUGAGGUAUUUGUCAGUUUUUACCUUUUUUCCCUUUAUUGUAUAAUUUCUUUUAUCUAUUGUCUUAAUGUACCUAUUGUUAACCUGAGUUCGAAAAGGGUGAAGACAGCUGCUACCAUUAAGGACCAAAUUUCAUGCCACCACUAAAAAAAAUCCACUCAGUCUGUGUUAAAUUGUAUGUCUUUUUAAAGCUAUUUGGAGAAUUCAACUAAGCUUUUAGAAACAGCUGAGCAGCUCAGGAAACCUGUAAUCUGGACAUAACUUUUUGGACCUGAUUUUCAUGCUUCUGCUCUGUAAGCCUCUGAAGGGCAAUAGCUAAUUUAUUAUUACUGUAAUUUUUCAAGGCUUUAAAGUGCCUCAGGGGUCCGCUGAAACUAAUUUUCUAUUUCUGGGAUUCCCUGGAUUCUUAAAAA